CUUGAAACUUGAAACUUCAAAUCAUAACUUUUGCAGGCACGAUAUUUCAUUUAAAAAAAGAAACAUCAACAUAUUUUGUCAUUUAUGAUGGAGGAAAGCGGAGGAAGCCACUCUGAAGUCACCCCUAAAACAGAACAAUUAUCUGCUAAUCUGCCACUUCACAGAUCUGAAGGGAAGGUAGAUAACUCUGAACCAGAUCUUCUGGAUGUAGAGGAUUCAGUCUCAGAUCACUUAGGCACAGUGUCAGUCGCUGUUUCUGAAAGAGCAGAGUGCCCUGUGAAGAAUUCUGACCUGCGGUCAACCGUGUCCAGCGGAGACUGUCCAUGCAUCACACCAGAGCCCACAGAAGACGAAGCCAUGCUGAAAAGCUUCGUCAAGGCAGUGCAUGAGAAGUACAAUGACGAUACCACACCUGUAGCGGAUGUCAUUGGAAGCUACGUCCUCGUGCCAAAAUCUGGGCCUGUGAAACUGACAGCAUCCGGGAAUAUUGUGUUGCCUAAACAGGUCAGCAUGAGUGGAUGUGAAAUAUCCGUGGCAGGAGAUCCAACACUAAUCCAGAAAAUGUGCCAGAAAGUUAAAGAGCUGGAUUUGAUGGAGAACAAUAUCACCGAUUGGGCAGAGGUUUUUGCCAUCCUUGAAUGCAUUCCCCACCUGACCUUCUUAAACCUGACCAAAAACCUGAUCAAGUCCGAGCUACCUGACCUGACGGGCAGGUUUAUACCAAAGCUGACGCACCUGGUCCUUAACAACACUCUCAUCCAAUGGGAUGUUCUUCUAAAACUUCUAGAGAUUUUUCCAAGUUUGGAGGAACUACAUCUAAGUCUAAAUGGCUUUGAGUCUGUAGACAUUCCAUCAGUAUUAAAACGGGUACCGCAAGUGGCCCCACCACCAUCGCCAGCCUCACAGCCACCCACCCCCAUGUCGCCAUCCACAACCUUAACAUCUUCAGUCUCCGCUUGCACCAGCUACCCCUCGCUGCGCAAGCUCUUCUUCAUCGGAAACAGAAUCACCAGCUGGAGGGAGAUCAACAAGCUGGGGCUGUUCUUCCCCAACCUGGUCUUUCUGCUUAUCUCAGAGACUGAUAUCAAAACCAUCGAUGAUCACGAGAUCCUGGCAGAUUGUUUCCCCUGUCUGCAGACUCUGGGUCUCAACAGGACUUUGUUGGCGUCGUGGGAGGAGAUUGAGCUGUUGAGGCUGUUGCCUUCUCUUACAGACAUCCGUCUCAACGGGAUACCAUUUUUAGAGGAAUUUUCAGAAGUUUUCAGAAGACAACACACUAUAGCACUGCUACCAAACAUCACAAAUCUAAAUGGGAGUCGUAUAGGAGAAAGUGAACGGGAAGAUGCUGAGAGGGCUUACAUUAGGUUAUACUUGGAUAAGGAAGGAAAAAGUCAAAGAUACCAUGAACUGGUCCAGCAACACGGUAAGGUGGAUCCUCUAGCCAAGGUGAUACUCAAGCCCCAGUUGUUUGUCAUGUUGAAGAUCCGCGUCGAGGACGUCAACCAAGAACUGCUAAAAAUGGAAGACUUGAAUGUUGACGUCACUCAAACAGUCCGUGAUUUAAAGAAAAUCCUGAGCAACAUCGCAGGUCGCCCACCCACCAAAUUUCAGCUGUACUACCUGGAUAAACAGGUCAACAUGGGUGCGGACAAGCUGCGCUUUAUGGACCGUAAAAUCUUUUCCUACAACAUGACGGAUGGGGAUGAGAUCAUCGUAGCAUUCAAUGAUUAACUGUAAACUUCUUGGUUUUAUCCGCACUUAAUACCAGGAUAAUUUAAGCAGAGAAGCAGCUAUUAACAAACCUUGGAGAUAUUUUAAACUGUAUUCAGCACUGAAUAUGAUUCACAUUUUAGAUACAAAUGUAUCAAUCAUAAUUAAUAUAAUAAAUAUUUUUAUUGACAUUGUUGAUAAAGAUAAACAUUGUCUCCAAAUUUUGAUUCAUAAUAUAACAGAUUGAAUAAUGUAUAAUAUAUAUGGCUGGAUAUAAUAAUCAAUAUCAACUACUAUAAUGUCCGCCACUUUUCAGAAAUAUAAUAAUUCAUUAUGACUUGUGGUGAUUUUAACAAAGAUGAGUAGAUAAAGAGAAAUGUCUCAAGACUUUGGUUUGUACAUAGCUCACAUUUAACUUCAGAUAUCUGAUUGUAUAGAAUUUUUAGUACAUCACAUAGGAUAUCAUUUAAGAUAUCAUAUUGGAUUGUUUAUGACUGUAAAAAUAGCUGCAUGGAUGGCUAUUGUUUUAGUAGCUUUAAAUAAACCUGUGCCAUAACCUUUGACCUUUGAGUCACCAGCCCAUGGCAGAGUUCUCCUUCUCCCUGUGAAACUACUGUUAAACCGCUGAUUUUUGUUUGUAGUUUUUUCUCUCAGUGUUGGAAGCUGUGUCUGGAACAUAACUUCCCCACUGCAUUAUUUAGAAAACCUAUCCAGGUGACUUGUAGUAGUUAUAAAACGUGUUUUGAUACCAAUAAAUCCCUUUUGUGAAUGAAAUAAUUUAAGAAUGGCAAAUUGUGAAUGGCUGUUUUUUUAAAUUCUGCGUUCCUCUCUAAACCUCCACUGAAUUAAAUAUUCGUCAGUUAUAUUUUAGUUUAUUUUUAUCAAAUGUAUUGUUUUUAUAAUUAUUAUAAAUGUAUCAAUGUCUGUGAAACCACUAUAAACACUUGGAUGAUGAACCUCGUGCACUGCCCAACUUACAGUAAUUUUUUAAGUAUAAGAUAAAGAAAGGAUUGUGAUCUCCAGUCUUCACUUGUAAUUUUUAUUUACAUUUGUUAAAAAAGAAUAACAUAACAAAAAAUUGUUUAAUUAGGAAAGAGCUUUUGCAAAUAUUUGUAAUUGUCUGUACAUUUUAAUUACAUCUUCUUAUAGAAAAAUGUGAAAUAUAAUUUUCAUUUGUUUUUACUCUAAAUAACAAAGCCUGAACUGUCCGACAUUUUCCUAUUGAUUAAUUAUUAAUUAAGAGACCAAUAAUUCCCUAAGGGAAAAUUAUUUCACCUUUUUAUAAGUUACAAUAAGUGUUUGAGCCAAACAUUUCUUAAAACCAGUUUUGUCCUUUGAUUUAUUCUGUGAUAAUAUGAUGUGAUUUUUUUCUCUCAUGAUUUCAUUGUGUUGUGAAGAUACAUGAUCUUGAUAUGUGAAAUGAAUUUGUGUGUAUGUGUUUCUAAAAAAAAUCUGUCUAAUUAAGCAUACAAUUAUAUUUUACUGAAAUUUGUUUUAGAUUAGAAGCUUAAUCUCUGAAUGUGGAAUAUUUUUUCUUUGCUAAAUUUACCUGGUGUGUCUGUCUCAUAAUGACAAUCCACUUAAAAAAAUAAUUGUUUGAAAAUGAACCAUAAAAAUGUGUACUAAAAUGAUUAUAAAUGUGUGUACUACAGCAGGUAAUGAGGCAGCAUUAUAUUUUUUUCUAAAGCCUCAGCCAAGAUUUGUUUCAUACAUUAUUAGUUUGUGCUUUCAUGUUUUACCAUGCUUAAUAUUUAUUACAAUCAAAACAAAUUAAUUUGUAAUAGUUUUUAUUAGCUUAAGGUUUAUCUAUGACUUAGCACUAGCUGUUGGGAUGAUAACCAUUUAGGGCAAAUAUCAAAACAGUGGUUUUUGCAUGUAAAUUAAAAAAAAAAUGAAUGCAAAGCAUCUUGAUUUUGAAGAUUGUCACUAAAUGAAUUUUUUGUCCUCUUAUCUCGUCAGAAGAAACAUAUUUUGAAAAAUAUCAAUGUCAACCCAAAACUUUAUCUUUAUAUGGGUAAACUUUUAUUAGAGGUGAAGUUUUUAGGAAUAAGAUACAUAAGGGUUAGGUUCAACUUAUAAAAUUGGUGACUUCCUGAUGCCAAUGGAAGAUAAAAGCAUUUUUUGUUCAAGUUUUUUUAUACCUCUCUGUUGAUAUAAACUUUGUUGGUAGUUAAAACUACACCCAUCUAGUCUAAUGUUAAUUUUAAUUGGUUUAUUUCAAAUGAUUUUUCUUGGUUGAUUAUUCUUUUUCUAUACUUUAAAAAAAAUGAAAUUAUUUGAAUACAUGUAUUUGUAUAAGGAAUAUUUAAAUUUUUGCUUUAGACUUUGCUAAAAGAGUAGCUUUUCAACAGAGGUCAGUUUAAAAACACUUAAAUAUUCUCAGGGAUAUUUUUUUUUACAAAAUUCAUUCAAAUCUCCCUUAUUAAAGUUAAAAAACAUUUGUAUU
Molecule: messenger RNA, 4156 nt
Organism: Physella acuta
Lineage: Eukaryota; Metazoa; Mollusca; Gastropoda; Physidae
Product: tubulin-specific chaperone cofactor E-like protein
Molecular function (GO): protein binding
Source: RefSeq, a predicted model, not a curated record